Mya arenaria is the source of this 6661-nucleotide messenger RNA. Its product is annotated as importin-11-like. The coding region runs from base 89 to 3007 and encodes 972 amino acids. The transcript has 25 exons. The record is from RefSeq and is a predicted model, not a curated record. Gene Ontology annotation, cellular component: nuclear envelope; cytosol. Lineage: Eukaryota; Metazoa; Mollusca; Bivalvia; Myida; Myidae. Gene Ontology annotation, molecular function: small GTPase binding. Gene Ontology annotation, biological process: protein import into nucleus.
UUGUGCUUACUCGAAAUAUCCGUCAGCUAUAGUAUGAGUUCGUGAAAAUAUAUUAAAUCCUGAUAAAAUUGCUUAAUUUGAUAAGUUCAUGAUGGAACCAACCGAUUCUGGAGCAAUGAUCCUGGACACCUUGACAAGGGCUUGCAGCCAGGACUCCGCGGUGCUCACGCCUGCGGAACACCAGCUCCAGCAGUGGCAAACACAGCCAGGAUUCUACACAGCACUCUCAAGUAUAUUCUGCAAUCAUGAGAUUGCAGUAAACGUCAGAUGGCUAGCUGUAAUGUACAUAAAGAAUGGAGUAGAGAAAUAUUGGAGAAGAACUGCACCGAACGCCAUGCGGGAAGAGGAAAAAGAUGUCAUACGGCAGAGAGUGUUGGCAAACUUCAACGAGCCGUCCCCUCAGAUUUGCACCCAGAUGGCGGUUCUGGUGGCCAAGAUUGCACGGGUUGAUUGUCCACGUAACUGGCCAAGUCUCUUGCCCACCCUGCUUCAGACAGUUCGCUGUGAUAAUUUACUGUUGCAGGAGCGGUCUCUCAUGGUUUUACACCAUGUUGUGAAAAUUCUCGCCUCCAAACGCCUGGCACCUGAUAGGAAACUGUUUGAAGAUUUGACCAGUGAGGUGUUUGGCUAUCUGUACCAGCUAUGGCAGGACCAGUUAGGUGACUUCCUCCAGCAGGCAUCCGUACACAGCGACAACAUGGAGAUGAACAUUGACAGAACCACACUCUCACUCAAAAUAUUGCGGCGGUUAGUGACUUUUGGAUUCCGAGACCCAGCUGCAAAUCAAGAAGCCAUGAGUUUUCUUAAUCAAGUGUUCGUCAAAUUGGAUGCCAUGCUUGAGUGUAGACAGAGCCUGUGGGGAAAUCAGAGAAUGCUGGAGAAAUGUGAGAGGAUGAUCAACUUACUCACAAAAGUGUUGCUGGACUCUCUGGAACACCAUCCAGUCUGCUAUAUACAGUUCAUACAGCGAUCCCUCGAGUUUGUUGUCAGAUACAACUUCUCUAAUGCAAGUUUGUUGUAUGAGAGAUUCACUGUGAACUGCUUUAACCUGAUGAAAAACAUCCUCUUGUGUGAUGCAUACAGACCAAGCAAACAUGAAAACUUGGAGCCAGACAGUAUUAAGAUGCAAGCAUACAAGAUCAAGAUGUGUUUCUUCACAUACAGCACACUACAGGAGAUCUGUCAUCGCCUCAUAUCCCAGUAUUUCCUCCUGAAUCACGAGGACCUUGCCACGUGGGACUCCGACCCAGAAGAGUUCUGUCAAGAAGAAGUUGGUGAUUCCUACAGAUACUCCUUGAGGCCAUGUACAGAGACAUUGUUCGUGAGCCUGUUCAAAGAGUUUCGUCUGACUCUGAACGAAAUUCUUAUCAAGAUGGUGCAGGCCACACAGGGAACAUGUGACGUGGAGAACUUCCAGACUAUCCUUAGAAAUGAUGCCGUAUACCAUGCUGUUGGUCAGGCAGCGUUUGACCUGUUUGAUGAUAUCGACUUUGACCAGUGGUUUACCUCACAUCUUCUUCAAGAAUUGAAGAUCUCCCAUAAUAAUUACCGUAUUCUGCGUCGCCGUGUGAUCUGGCUGUGUGGUCAGUGGGUGGGGGUGAAACUGUCAGCCCAGCUCCGCCCACAGCUGUAUGCAGCCAUCUGCCCGCUCCUGCAGACCUCGGAGGACCUGGUCGUCAGACUUGAGGCUGCCAACACUCUCAAACUUGCUGUUGAUGAUUUUGAGUUCAGUGUUGAGCAGUUCUUACCAUAUCUGGAGGUGCUUUUCUCAUUAUUAUUCCAACUUCUUAAAGAAGUACAACAAUGUGAUACAAAGAUGCAGGUGCUGCAUGUGAUAUCAUUUGUGAUAGAGCGUGUGGAUGUUCAGAUCCGUCCGUACGCUCGCUCUCUCAUCUCCUACCUGCCUGCCCUGUGGGAGGAGGCAAGUGACCACAACAUGCUCAAGUGUGCAAUACUGACCACCCUCAUACACCUGGUACAGGGUUUUGGUUCUGGCAGUUGUGCGAUGUAUGAGUUCCUGCUGCCCAUCAUAGAGUUGAGCACAGACACCAGCAAGCCUGAACACAUCUACCUCCUCGAUGACGGCCUUGAACUCUGGCAUGUAACCUUGAUCAAUGCUGGCAAGGUCACACCAGAACUUCUUAGCCUCUACAAAAAUAUGAAGAACCUUUUAGAAAUCAGCACAGAGAAUUUAAGAAUGUGCUUAAAAGUGAUAGAGGAUUACCUUAUAUUGGAACCAACAAAGUUUAUGGAGUGUUACUCUACGGUAUUGGUAGAUUCCCUGUCGUCCCUGGUAACCGACCUGCGUCCAGAGGGUGUGAUUCUUGUGCUCACCGUGGUAGAGCUCGUGUUCAAGGUAUUUCCAUCACAGGGACCACAGGUGUUCGCUCCCAUGCUGCCAGGGUUUGUGCAGUCCAUACUCAACCAGGAUGAGCACCCGAUGGUGAUGUCUAUCUACAUGACCUUGGUGGCCCGUGUCACUCUACAGAACCAAGACUACUUCUGGACGUUCAUUGACCAGUUCUCAACACAGUCACACAUUCAGAGUACUGAGCUUAUGGGCCUGCUGCUGGCGGCAUGGAUGGAGGGCAUAGAUAACAUGACCCAACCAGAGAAACGUAAACUCUCCUCGCUAGCUCUAGCCAGUCUCCUCACAGCAAACAACAGUGGAGUAUUGGAGAAGUUUGGGAGUAUUGUGAGUGUGUGUGUCCAGGUGCUACAUGAUGUCUGCCGUGUCCCCGUGGAUGAGGAAACAGCCAUACAGCUCGAUGCGCUAGUUAUAGCUGAUGGAGAUGAACGCGGGGAGGAUGAACACGAGACAGAACAGGAGAAACGCAAACGGGCCCUGACAUUAAAGGACCCUGUUCACACGAUCCCGUUGAAGGAUUUUGUCUUCCAGCAGCUGCGCCAGGUUCACAACCAGCAUGGGGAUGAAACAUUCGACCGCCUAACACGACAGAUCGACCCCGACGUCUACCUCCAGUUGCAACAGUUCUCCAAGACUUGAUGAAUCACUUAGGAACGAAUAUUGACAAAAGACAUAGUGAUCAAUUAAACACAUUUUAAUGUACAGUUAUAUUCUCAGUUGAGAAUCAAGGUUCAUCAGUCAGUCAAUAACUAUUCCUAGCUGAUGAUGUGCUGUUGUGCCAUAGUGACUGCAUGAAAUUUUAACUUGCACAUACUACAUAUUUCAUGUUUUCCAAAGGAAGUUUGGUUUUAAUACCAAGAAUGGUAUAAUGAAAGAUUGGAUCAUAGGAUUGUUUGUGUUCAUUUGUUCACAAGACAGAUCUGUCUUUGUUUCUACACUGUGCUAGGCUUUAAGUUUUAUCAAGCAAGGCUGUGAUCUGUUCAUGUUUUCAAUUUGUACAUUAAUUGGUAAGGUCAGUGCAAUGUCACUCCAACAUUCAUUUGCCCCUGGAUGUCACUCCAACACGUAUUUGCCCCUGGAUGUCACUCCAACAUGUAUUUGACCCUGGAUGUCACUCCAACAUGUAUUUGACCCUGGAUGUCACUCGAACAUUGAUUUGACCCUGGAUGUCACUCCAACUUUAUUUGACCAUGAAGGUCACACCAAUAUUCAUUUGACCAAUAAGUGGAUAACAAGUUCAUCAAUAGAUAGCAAGUGGUUGUAUUAUCCAAUGGAUUACAGUGACCACCCUUUACAAACAUAGGACAAAUGAACAAGUGGAACAAAACUCCCAUUCAUGUCAUGUUAAUUAGGAAAAGUAGAUGCUGACCUUACCUGAGUGGAUUUUAAAUUUGAAUGUAAGUCCUCACUUGUGUUCAUUGGUACAUAUUGUGUAUACAUGAGUAAAUAUUCUAAUACUAUAGGUGUGCAGUAUUGUACUUGACAUUAAUCAAUCGUGCUUUUGCGUAAAUAGGCCUGAUAAUAAAUCGCAUUCCUGGCAGUCUUUAUUAACCAGGUUUUCACAUAGUGAAACCUGGUUAUUAGAAUGGCGAACGUCGUUGUUCGGGCGGGUGGGCGGCCAGCCGGACGGCGUCAAACUCGCCUAUGAAACUGAAUAACUUUAGUAAGGGUUGACAUAUCUUGACCAAACUUGGUCUAUAGAAAGAGUUAUGGGUACCUUUCAUGGGAUUGCGUUUGGGGUCCCUAGGGUCAAGGUCAAGGUCACUGUUACUAAAAAUAGAAAAACGGUUGAAACUAAAUAACUUUAGUUAGGGAUGACAUAUCUUGACUAAACUGGGUGUACAGGAAGAGUUUAUAGAUACCUUUCAUGGGAAUGAGUUUGGGGUCCCUAGGUUCAAAGUCAGGGUCACUGUUACUAAAAAUAGAAAAACGGUUGAAACUGAAAAACUUUAGUUAGGGAUGACAUAUUUUGACUAAGCUUGGUCUAUAGGAAGAGUUUAUGGAGAUCUUUCAUGGGAUUGCAUUUGGGGUCCCUAGGUUCAAGGUCAAGGUGACUGUUACUAAAAAUAAAAAAACGGUUGAAACUGAAUAUCUUAAGUUAGGGUUGACAUAUCUUGACCAAGCUUGGUCUAUAGAAAGAGUUUAUGGGUACCUUUCAUGGGAUUGCGAUUGGGGUCCCUAGGUUCAAGGUCAAGGUCACUGUUACUUAAAAUAGAAAAACGGGUGAAACUAAAUAACUUUAGGGCGGGAUGACAUAUCUUGACUAAACUGGGUGUACAGGAACAGUUUGUAGAUACCUUUCAUUGGAUUGCGUUUGGGGUCACUAGGGUCAAGGUCAAGGUCACUGUUACUAAAAAUAGAAAAACGGUUGAAACUGAAUAACUUUAGUUAGGGUUGACAUAUCUUGACCAAACUUUGUCUUUAGGAAGAGUUUAUGGAUACCUUUCAUGGGAUUGCAUUUGGGGUCCCUAGGGUCAAGGUGACUGUUACUAAAAAUAGAAAAAUGGUUCAAACUGAAUAUCUUUAGUUAGGGUUGACAUUUCUCGACCAAACUUGGUCCAUAGGAAGAAUUUAUGGAUACUUUCAUGAGAUUGCGUUUUGGAGUCCCUAGAUUCAAGGUCAUGAUCACUGUUACUAAAAAUAGAAAAACAGUUGAAAUUGAAUAGUUUUAGUCAGGGUCUACAUAUCUUGACCAAACCAGGUAUAAAGGAAGAGUUUAUGAAUACCUUUCAUGGGAUUGCGUUUGGGGUCCCUAGAUUCAAGGUCAAGGUCACUGUUACUAAAAAUAGAAAAAUGGUUGAAACUGAAUAACUUAAGUUAGGGUUGACAUAUCCUGACACAACUUGGUAUAAAGGAAGAGUUUAUGGAUACCUUUCAAUGGAUUGCAUUUGGGGUCCCUAGGUUAAAGUUCACUGUUACUAAAAAUAGAAAAACAGACACAGGCUGAAGUUCUUUUGUCAAUCAUUAAAAACCUGGUUUCGUCGCAUUGCGGCGUUUCUUGUUUACAUCCUGAUAUAAUUCAUUAAUUGUGAUUUUUCAAAACAUAUGCAAAAAGUUUAUAUAUAUUAAUCAAACACAUGUUGUGGUACUAUCGUGAAAAACUUGCAUUUUGUCAUGGUUACAUGCAACUGUUUCUUGUUGAAUUGUUAUUCGACUUUGUCACUUCUGUUUGUUGCCAGCUUCGCUUGAUGGAUGGGUUCACAGUAUUCCUUACUUACAGUGCAGGUAUUGUGAUAGCCUUCGUGUCAUUGUCAGUAACCCAACCUUGACCUCAGAACCUGUUCAAAACAUUCAAAUGAAACUCUGGAGGCAUGUUGCCCGAGACGUUAUGCACAUGAUCGCGUCACCUAUACCUCUGACUUUUCUCUGACUUAAGUAAUUGAGUUCUAACCCUCUAAGACUUGACAAACAAAGACAAGUGUUUGCAUCCCCUUGCUGUACUCUUUUUUCAUAUAUAACUGUAUCUGUAAAAGUCCCGGCUGCCUAUUUGCCUUCAUUACAGGCUUUAAGUUCUUGUUCUGAAGUUUCAUUCAAUUGUCCAAAUAAUCUUGACGACAUGGCGCUCUGCGGCUCAGUGGGUGGGGAGGCAUUAUGUUUGACAAACAUCUGUUGUUAAUAAAUAACUGAUGUCUUGUACAUCCGCCAUUUUGUCUAUGUAUAAAUAUGAUCCAUUGCUGUAACUGUGUAUUGUCAUGCUAGAUAUCUGGGUAUGGAAUCUCGUUUACCAUUGUGUAUAGUCUGUGGCUUGAAGAAAAUAUCACAAGAAUUUAGAUUGUAAAAAUAGCAAAAUAGUCCAUGUUCAGAAGCUUUGGUGCAACAUGGGUGCUGCAGUUAUCAUCGUGUUUUACAACUUCCUUUUGAGCAUAACAUUUUGAUGUUAAAUGUUUUACCAACAAUUAUUGCUGUUGUUUUAAAAACCAUUUCUAUACCCUUGGACACAAUUAUAACGUUUUUGCACAAUGUCUUCCGGAGGAGUUUAUGUCCCACGGCUGUUUUUACUGCUACUCUCUGUUGACUUUUUGUUAAUGAAUUUAUUAUUAGUUUAUUAUGUAAUAGGCAAUACUUAAGUCAGCAAAUGCAUCAUUGAAAUGGCUGUUUUAUAAAAAUGUAUUUUAUGGACAUGUGUUGUAUUUAUUAAAAUAAAAGUUGCUACAAUUAGUUGAAGUUGAUGGAUACUAACUUGAACAGUAUAGUAUGUGUAGGCGUAAUGAUGUAUUUCUUCAAUCAGCAUCUAGCCAAGUGUUAUUUACUUGGUUUUAUUGUGCAAGACUCAAACAUAUUUAUUAAAAAUCA